Porites lobata is the source of this 342-nucleotide messenger RNA. Lineage: Eukaryota; Metazoa; Cnidaria; Anthozoa; Scleractinia; Poritidae. The record is from the annotation of a GenBank genome assembly.
AUGAAAACUAUGGCUCAAAAAGCAGGAAUAAACAACGAACGUCUCCGAAAUCACAGUGGUAGAAAAACUAUGAUACAAACACUCAGCGAAAAUGAUAUUCCACCGACUCAUAUCGCUCAGUUGUCAGGACAUAAAAAUCUAAAAAGUAUCGAAAACUACACAAAGGCCUUGACAAAACAGCAGAUGAAAAUGUCUCAAGUUCUUGGCAGUGUUGUAGCUGGUACUGCAACCAAGACGUCCUCGUGCGAAAAAGUCAAUCCAGUGAUUUCUCCAUCAACUUCUGAAUCACAGCAAUCUAUGGCUUUGUUCAGCGGGCUGUCAUUUAAGGGGGCAAUUUUUUAA